AUGACCAGGUAUGAAGGUGCGCAAUACGCACAUUCUGAUCUACCAGCUUGUCCACAAUAUCCCGCAUUUAAUAGCACGUCGAUCGAGAGAGGGGAGCUGGAGAAAGAGGUCCAGGAUGUUGUUGACAGCAGUGGAUUCUUUGACAAGAGCCUAAAAAGGCUACAGGGAGCAGUCCAGAUUCCUACUGAGAGCUUUGAUGAUAUGGGAGAAGUUGGAGAGGAUUCGAGAUGGGACAUCUUUAAGGACUUCCAUGCAUAUUUGGAACAGACGUUCCCUCUUGUAUACUCCAAGCUUAACGUCACAACUAUCAAUACCUAUGGCUUGCUCAUAGAGUGGAAGGGCAAAGAUGAAUCCUUGAAGCCGCACCUAUUCAUGGCGCACCAGGAUGUGGUUCCUGUUCUUCCUGCUACUGCAGACAAGUGGAAGUAUCCUCCAUAUUCGGCGCACUACGAUGGCAAGUUCGUAUGGGGCCGUGGGGUAGCAGAUUGCAAGAACAAUCUUAUUGGAAUUUUGGAGUCGUUCGAGACUUUGCUCGAGAAAGACUUCAUUCCCGAGAGGACUAUAAUGGCAGGUUUUGGAUUUGAUGAGGAAAUAUCUGGAUGGCACGGUGCAAAACAUAUUGCAGACUAUCUUUUGCAAAUUCUAGGGAAGGAUUCGAUUGAACUCAUAAUUGAUGAAGGCGGGUUGGGAAUCCAGGAGAUGUAUGGGGCUAUGUUCGCUUUGCCUGGGUUGGGCGAGAAGGGUUACUUUGAUGUCAAGGUCACUGUUGAAACAGCUGGAGGACAUUCAUCUGUUCCACCAGAUCAUUCUAGUAUUGGAAUUCUGUCUCGGAUUGUCACCGCCAUCGAAGAUCACCCGUAUCAACCCGACUUAACCCCCGCCAAUCCCUACUUUACUACUCUCCAAUGCGGUGCAGAAUAUGGCCCAGAAAUGAGCUCCUGGCUACGCAAAACCAUCAAAAAAGCACUCAAGAGCAAGAAAGCGGCCAAAAAGGUAGCCAACUACCUCGCGGACAAAGACGUUUUCAACCGCUAUCUCAUGCAAACCUCUCAAGCAGUCGACAUUGUCUCAGGAGGCAUAAAGAUCAACGCCCUCCCGGAGAAAGUCUACGCCGUAAUCAACCACCGCAUCGCAGUCGAAAGCCACGUCUCCGCCGUCCGGAACAACAUCCAAUCCCUCAUAGGCUCGCAAAUCCUCCCCGAAUUCCCCAUGUCCCUCAACGCGUGGGGAGACAUCUCCGGCAACACCUCCACUUCCUCCCUAGGCCAGAUAACCCUCUCGAAUUUCGACGAACCUCUCAACCCCUCGCCCACCAGUCCUUACGAUACCGAUGCGUACAAGAUGCUAAGUGGCACGAUCAAACAGGUUUUCGGUGAGGACAUAGUUGUGGCGCCGAGUGUGAUGACGGGCAAUACGGACACGAAGUUCUACUGGGACCUAAGCAGGAACAUUUAUCGCUUUACGCCGUCGAGGAUUGAGGGCAGGGAGAGCGUGCAUACAGUGGAUGAGAAAUUGGGUAUGAAGGAGCAUAUCGAGGCCGUGAAGUUUUAUACGCAGAUGAUGCUUAACGCGAAUAGAUCAUAA
Messenger RNA from Amorphotheca resinae ATCC 22711, 1584 nucleotides. RefSeq lists its product as hypothetical. The record is from RefSeq and is a predicted model, not a curated record. The coding region runs from base 1 to 1584 and encodes 527 amino acids. Lineage: Eukaryota; Fungi; Ascomycota; Leotiomycetes; Helotiales; Amorphothecaceae. Gene Ontology annotation, cellular component: fungal-type vacuole lumen. The transcript is spliced from 4 exons. Gene Ontology annotation, molecular function: metallocarboxypeptidase activity.